AUUAUUUUUUUUGCAUUUUCGUCACGGAGUCGGAUCCAUCGUCGUCGUCUCGUUCGUUGAUUUUUCCCGAGUGCGGUCAGGUGCGUGAUACGCGGUGAAAAUAGUGCAAAUAUCCCGGAAAAUAGCCUGGAAAAAGACUCGUAAAAAGCGGGAACGAUGUAUCGUUUGCUAGUACAGAAAACGUUCCUCAGCGGAUCAAAGAGACAGAGCACCAUCCUCCUUCGCACUCUGAACAGCAGUGGUUCAUCCAACAUCCCGCAGUUCCGCGAGGCUGGUUUCGGAAAGGUACUGGUUGUACUGUCACCGUUCCUGGUUGGUGGCGGAGUAGUUACAUAUGCAAAAUACGACAAUGAGUUUAGGAAAACCCUUGUCACCAACGUGCCUGCUCUGGAGCCAGUGUUGAAGGUGCUUCUACAGGAAGAGGAUCCAUUCCAGGAAGUUACGAAGAAGCUGGAUGAAAUUUCCAGCACUAUCAGUGGAUAUACUUCCACUGUUACUGGAUUCUUCACCGGUGGCGAGAAGGAGGAAAAGAAAACAGAAAAAAAGGUUGAUAUACCACCGAUAACCCGUUCAAAGUCGGUGCAUGUACCUGUUCCGUCUCCCCCACUGCCUAAACCGGAACCAACAGUAGAGAAGAGCGAAGCAACGAAACCAGCUACAAUCGCACCCGCACCAAAAGCAACACCAGCAAAGGCAGCAACACCUGCCGCAAUAGCAAGCACUGCUGCGCCCAAACCAGCGGUUUCUUCUAAACCUGCUGAGGAAGUACCGAAAUCCAUCAGCGACCUGGAGCAUCAGAUCGAUGUUGCAGCGGCUACCGCCAUCAAAGAGUACGGCAAGGCAGUACAGGUGCUGAAGGAUUACACAAACGAAGUUAAAAAAGUUGUCGAUGAAUCCGUCGACAAGCUGGAUUCGUCGAGCUGGACCAUUUUGCGCAAUCGCACUAGCGCAAGAGAUACUGCCUUGAAAGCAGCUGAGGAUGCGGCUGACGGUGCCCGGGAGAAUAUCGAAAAGCUGCAUCGCUUGUUGGACAGUCGAGAUAUCAAGUGUUCCGAUGAAUUGAAGGAUAAGGCACGUGAAAACAUCGCCUCCUAUCUGGAGCACCUGAAGAAGGCCAAAGAAGAUGUAUACGAGGCGCGCAAUCUUGCCAACUUGGGAGAAAAGUAUUGGAAAAAGGUCGAAGCGGCUCGCAACUUCUUCGUCAAUGAAAUCGAAUCCCUGUUUCCGGGGGUUAACUUGAGCGAAAAGAAGUUGAACAUUUCCAAGGAUGAUCUCGAUCUGUUCAUUGUCCAUGCCUUCACACAGGUCGUAGCUCACCAGAAGGAACUACAAAAGCUACAGAUUGAAGGAGAUCAGCAAUUGAGGCGUGCUUUGGAGGCGGUUCGUGGAACCGAUCAAAGCGAAGCGGUCAAGGCCCAGCUUGAGUACGAGAUUGCCAAGGAAAAGCGCGACUUGAACUUGCAUAAUCAAAGGAAGUUGCUGGCCAUUCGUGCGGAAUUGGAGCGUAAUUUGCGCAAUCAGAUGAAGCGUCAGUCGGAGGCGCACACUGACCACCUUGCCGACGCUCUUGCCCAAAAGGAAGUGGAAAUGAAACGAAAGUUUCAGCGUGAACUCGACGAGAAAAUUACCACGGAGCAAGCAGCCUACAAGCUGCAAUUGGCGUCAAUGCUUGGCAAACUCAAGGGAAUGGAUGCUGCAUUGAAAGAGAUCGACGAUGAAAUGAAAGAUCGUGCCGAUGCCGAGAAGAGUGCCCAUCAAGCUCAAGCCCUGUGGGGCGCGUGUCAAUCACUGUGGUCGUCAAUUCGUUCCGGCCAGCCAGGAAAAUCAUGGCGAGACCAGCUACGACCACUUAAGGACGAGAUCGGUGCUGUGGCUCGAGCCGCCGAAGGAGAUGAGCUGGUGGGUGUAGUGCUGAAAGGCCUCCCAGAAACGGCCAAGAAUCGGGGUGUCUAUCCCGAAGACGCUCUACGGGAACGGUUUAUCAAGGUGGCAGAAGUAUCCCGUCGUCUGGCCUUGGUUCCGGCUGAAGGUGCUCGCCUGCCAUUGUACUUCCUAUCGUAUCUACAAGCUGCCCUGAUAGCCCAACCAGACGUUCCCAUUUCGAAAGAUGAGCUGGAGGAUAAACCGUUUGAUUUCAGCAAGCUUGAUACAUACGACAUUCUGAACCGUGCUCGUUACUGGCUGGAUCGAGGCAAUUUGGUUAAGACGGUGCAGUACAUGAACCUGCUACAAGGAGCAUCGAGGAAAGCCGCGGGAGACUGGUUGAAUGAGGCCCGCUUACUGCUAGAAACACAACAAGCUGCCAGUACUUUGAUGGCUCAUGCAGCCUCUAGUGGAGUUCGUUUCCUGUAAAACAAGAGAUGCCAUCCUUCGUGUUUUUGUAAAUGUCCCCAACAUCCCUUGGUAAUGCCGAUACCAGCCGUAUUUUUCUUGUUUCUGUUAGGCUUCACAUGCCAACUGUUAGAAUACAAAGUUUAUCGAAACCUCGACCGGCGAUUAGCCACCAAGUCAACGAUCGUGUCACAAUUUUAUUGUCUUUAACGACGUUUAAUCCAUGGGAAAAUUUUCAUUCCGCAUUUCACGGAAUCAGUCAUAAUAAAUCCAAGUAUUGUGCAUCGAUAUUUUUAAUUGGCAUUUGGCGCAGACGAGAGAUCUAUGGCCGACAAGCAGCACAGACAGAAUAUGGCUCUAUUGUAUUUAAGUUUGGUGCUUCAGUAGCAAGGAAUAAAUGUAAAAAAUGAUUCAAAUUGGUAGAAUAACGAUGCAGGCAGAAAUUUGUGGAAUCGAUUCUUUUCAAAAUUUAGGAAGAAAAUGUACUCUUAGGCAUAUUAAGUUAAUACACAACCAUAAAUCGAAAAUCUG
Molecule: messenger RNA, 2862 nt
Organism: Armigeres subalbatus
Lineage: Eukaryota; Metazoa; Arthropoda; Insecta; Diptera; Culicidae
Product: MICOS complex subunit Mic60
Exons: 7
Coding region: 157-2352 (731 amino acids)
Biological process (GO): cristae formation
Cellular component (GO): MICOS complex
Source: RefSeq, a predicted model, not a curated record